Messenger RNA from Colletotrichum destructivum, 861 nucleotides. RefSeq names its product Putative alpha/beta hydrolase-1. Bases 1 to 861 code for a protein of 286 amino acids. Lineage: Eukaryota; Fungi; Ascomycota; Sordariomycetes; Glomerellales; Glomerellaceae. The record is from RefSeq and is a predicted model, not a curated record. The transcript has a single exon.
AUGGCAACCUAUCAGACAGUCAAGACCCAAUACGUCGCCAUCGAUGGCAACCGCGUUGCCUAUCGGCGCCUCGGGACGAAAGGCACAUUCCCGCUGCUCUACAUCAACCACCUUCGCGGCUCUAUGGACACGAUCGACCCGCUCUUCAUGAACUCGAUCGCACGGAACAGAGAAGUGAUCGUCUACGACAGCUUUGGCAUUGGCCACAGCGAGGGUACCGUGCCCCCGUCAACCGAUACCAUGGCCUCGAUUGCCGCCAAGCUGCUCUCGGCCCUCGGCGUCAGCAAGGCGGACGUGAUCGGGUUCUCGAUGGGAGGCGGCGUGGCCCAGACACUGGCAUGGGACUAUCCUCAACUCGUCAACAAGUUGGUCCUCGCUGGCACCCAACCGGGCGUCGGAGAAGGCGUGGUUCUGCCACCGCGAGAGGUGCUGGAAAGCGCCGGCGCAAUCAACGACGAGCCGCCCACAAGGGAGGAAAUGUUCCACCUCUUCUUCUACCCGUCGGAAUCGAGCCUGGCGCUGGGAGACGCCUGGUGGAAACGCAUCCACGAGCGCAAGGUUGAAGGCGAGGAGCGCAAGGGGUAUCUGGUGGGCACGGGGGCACAGGCUCAGCUGAACGCCAUCUUCUCGUUCACCGUCGACACGAACAACUUUGAGCGGCUGAAGGAUAUCAAGGCUCCGACUUUAGUUACGAACGGUCACACGGACAUCAUGUCGCCCACCUCCAACAGCUUCACUCUACAGCAAAACCUGCGCGAUGCUCAGCUUAUCAUCUACCCAGACGCCGGCCAUGGACAUCUGUUCCAAGUUCCGGAACUGUAUGCCAAGCACCUCGAGCUGUUCCUUAGCGGCACUAGGUAG